Molecule: messenger RNA, 1454 nt
Organism: Tauraco erythrolophus (red-crested turaco)
Lineage: Eukaryota; Metazoa; Chordata; Aves; Musophagiformes; Musophagidae
Source: RefSeq, a predicted model, not a curated record
AUAGCUGCUGUGCUGUGCUAUGCGAAUUUAAUAAAUUUUAUGGAUUGGUUCACUGUGCCAGGGAUCCUGUUAAAUAUACAGAAAUACUUCAAGCUUAGCGAUGGGGACACAGGUCUACUGCAAACAGUCUUCAUCUUGUGUUACAUGCUGGCUGCUCCCGUCUUUGGAUACCUCGGUGACCGGUACAAUAGGAAAAUCAUCCUUGGAGCUGGUAUUUUCUUCUGGUCUGGUGUAACACUAGGCAGUUCAUUCAUCAGUGAACCGUAUUACUGGAUAUUCUUUCUUUCGCGAGGACUAGUUGGCAUUGGCACAGCCAGUUAUUCCACGGUAGCACCUACCAUCAUUGCAGACCUGUUUGAGGAAGGGAAAAGGACCACAAUGUUAUCUAUCUUCUAUAUCUUCAUUCCAGUGGGAAGUGGUCUCGGUUAUGUCCUAGCAGCCGGCAUGGCAGAUGUCACAGGUGACUGGCACUGGGCAUUCAGGAUAACUCCUUGCAUGGGAGGUAUAGCACUGGUUCUUCUGGUUCUACUGAUCCCUCACAGGACCCAGAGGAAGACAGCAGCACACAGAGCACUGAGCAUCUCUGGCACAAUACGGGUAGCAGCCGAGAAACCAGGUGUGCAGAGAACUGCUAAGACGACUUGGUGUCAAGAUGUCAUAUCGCUGGCCAAGAAUUGGAGCUUUGUCUGGUCCUCGCUGGGUCUGACUGCCAUGGCCUUUGUUACUGGAGCCCUGGGAAUGUGGGUACCACUGUUUCUUUACAGGGCUCAGGUUGUCCAGGGCAUUGUACCACCAUGCCUCCAAGAAUCAUGCAAUUCCUCUAACAGCCUAAUAUUUGGAGGCAUCACCAUUGGGACAGGAAUCGUGGGUGUCAUUGCUGGGGCAGAAGCUGCAAGAAGAUUAAGGAAGAGAAACAAUAAAGCUGACCCUCUGAUCUGUGCCACAAGCAUGUUCAUUUCUGCUCUGUGCCUCUACGUAGCUCUGAUGGUGGCCCAGACGAACAUCCUUUCCACUUUUAUCUUUAUUGCAUUUGGAGAACUGUUUUUAUCUGUAAACUGGGCCGUUGUGACAGACAUCCUGUUGUAUGUUGUGACACCAAGACGGCAGUCUACAGCUAUUGCCCUGCAGAUUUUGGUGAGCCAUUUGCUGGGAGAUGCAGGCAGCCCCUAUCUCAUUGGGAUUAUGUCCAAUGCUAUCCAGGCCAAGAACACUCACUCAUUCCAGUGGAGUUUCUGGAGCAUGCAGUACAGCUUCAUCCUGUGUGCUUUUGUUGGUGUCUUUGGAGGAGGUUUUUUCCUCUUGACAUCGUUCUACAUCGAGGAAGAUCGUAAGGAAGCGGAGCAGCUUUGAGGUUUCUACUUAUCUUUGUAACUUUUAAACCUGUAUCUGAUUGCUUUCCUGUUUGUGCACUAGCCAUGAUAUUAGCUCGGUAAAGUUAAACCACAAAUGUCUGC